Podarcis lilfordi (Lilford's wall lizard) is the source of this 154-nucleotide messenger RNA. The record is from the annotation of a GenBank genome assembly. Lineage: Eukaryota; Metazoa; Chordata; Lepidosauria; Squamata; Lacertidae.
CUCCUCUCAAAGCUGCCGGGGAACAGCUCUUGGGCCUCGGCUGCUCUGUCAAAGGGCUCCAGUGUUCUCCUCCUCCUCCUCCUCCUCCUCCUCCUCCUCCUCGGACUCUGCUCCUGCCUGGCCACAUCCAAGGGCCGAAGCGCUGCUGGAAAAA